Dentiscutata erythropus is the source of this 324-nucleotide messenger RNA. The record is from the annotation of a GenBank genome assembly. NCBI's taxonomy places the organism in Eukaryota, Fungi, Glomeromycota, Glomeromycetes, Diversisporales, Gigasporaceae.
AUGUCCAAAUGUCCAAUUCACGCAAUUUCAAUUUGUUCAAUUGCCAACUCCGAAUUAGCGCAAGGGAAUACUUUUGACAGUAAUUCAUAUGGGCGUCCAUUCAUCCAACGCGUCAGGACUGACUUCCAAGAUGAAUUUAAUCGACAGUUACAAUUGGCCUCAACUACUUGGAUAAUUACAAGAAAAAAUGGAGCAUCUAUUAAUUAUUUAGAGUAUCUGAUUCGUGCUGCGAUUCCUCGAUUUACUGGCCAUCUAUCCUAUACUCCAACGUCUACAACGUGGAUUAUUAACUCUAAUCUUAAUUUUCAUAAGAAAUUAGACUGA